Molecule: messenger RNA, 1383 nt
Organism: Cotesia congregata
Lineage: Eukaryota; Metazoa; Arthropoda; Insecta; Hymenoptera; Braconidae
Source: the annotation of a GenBank genome assembly
AUGGCUUUAUUGAUGAGAAAUGUCUGCAAAGUAUUGUCAAAGACAACCCAAAAUGGUGCAGUCCGGAGUUUCAGUGCCAGCAAAGUGCACCACCAGGAAUCACUGGUUGAACAGGAAGGUAAAACCAAGUGCACAUUGAUACCCGGUGAUGGUGUUGGUCCUGAAUUAGUAUUGUCAGUUCAGCAAGUAUUUAAAGCUGCCAAUGUUCCAGUUGAAUUUGAGCCUUACUUUUUGUCAGAAGUAAAUCCUACUUUAAGUGCUCCUCUUGAACAAGUUUCAAACAGUAUUGCGAGGAAUAGAGUAUGUUUGAAGGGAAUCCUAGCAACACCAGACCAUUCGCACACUGGCGAGCUGCAAACCCUGAACAUGAAGCUGAGAAACAAGCUAGACUUGUACUCAAACGUAGUUCACGUAAAAUCGCUGCCAGGAGUAAACUCCCGUCACAAGAACGUCGACUGUGUGAUAAUCCGAGAGCAGUCUGAGGGAGAGUACUCUGCUUUGGAGCACGAGUGUGUAAAAGGCGUCGUCGAGUGCUUGAAAAUAGUAACAGCUACCAAGUCCCAGAGAAUUGCCAAGUUUGCGUUUGAUUACGCUGUAAAAAAUAAUCGCAAGAAGGUUACUUGUGUCCACAAAGCCAAUAUUAUGAAACUUGGUGAUGGAUUGUUCUUGAAAUCUUGUCAAGAAAUCGCUAAACUAUAUCCCAAACACACAUACUCAGAAGCAGUUGGUAAAAACGUCGCCAAUCCAACAGCCCUGAUUUUAUGCAGUGUUAAAUUAUUAAACCACAUCAACUUGAAGCGUUACGCAGUGCAAAUCCGCGAGGCUCUUAACCGCGUGUUAAACGAGGGUAAAGUACGCACGAAGGACUUGGGAGGACAAAAUUCCACCACGGACUUCACUCAAGCUGUCAUCAGCGCUCUUCAUCAUCUGUUGGCAGUAAUACGCCAAGAAAUAGUUAAAAAUCAUCUCCUGGUGACAGCUAUCAUCCAGACUGAAAUAAAUGUUAAGAAGAAAGCCGAGCUGAUGCAAGAAGUGGAGAAACGCAAGAGCCAACUGGUGUUUGCGUUGGCGGCAUUCAAAAAAGCAAACAUCGUCGGUGCUUGUGUAAUUGACAAAAUGGCCAAAGAUGAAUUGAUGUCCACGUCAGAGGAGCAGCAGAGGAUGUUGAGAAAGAGGCGAGAUAAAAGAGGUCUUGCUGAUACCGCAAACAAAGUAAACGGAACGAAAGACGAGCUAGAGCAACAGCAGCAAGCAAUAAUUCUAUCAGGAAAAUUAUUAGGGAAGUACGGCCGGCGUGAAGUAACUGAUAAAGCGUUACUGACAUUAGCCUUCAUAUUUUUCCUUGCUUGCGUAGCGUAUGUUUUACAAAAAAGACUUUGGUAA